AUGUCCGGUCUACCGCCAGAUGCUCCUCCGCCCAGUACUCCGCCUCUGCUGCCUAUACCUAUGCUUGACUUCCGUUGGGUGCAUGCUGGCGCUCAACACCUCGACCUCCUGCCCACUCCUAUCACUGCCGCUUCGACAACAUACAAACCUUUCUCAUUGAGUGAAUCAGUCAGAAUUGAAGAGCGAUGGAGGGAGAUGGCGGAUACUGAAAAGCUUGCUGUGAUCAGAGAGUGGGGAAGCACUGAAGGUGAAGGUGCGCCUGCUCGUACCAAGAGCAAGGAGAAGGAUAUAGCAAGGAGGGACAGUAUUACCAGCAAUCACUCUGCUGCAUCAUCCGCAGCUCAUCCAGUCGAUGAAAAAGUGAAGGAGAAGAGGAACAACGAGCAAACACCAAGCAAGGAGUAUAUACAAUCGGGUCAGGAGCAGAACAUACCGGAAGAAGAACCGGGUGAUAGUAUAGAACAGAAGUACAAGGAUGUUGUCAGCAAAGUGCAGAAAGAUUACGUGGACUUUGAGGUCAUUCAAGGGGUUCCCGUGAGCCAAGACUCACUGUUUGAGGUGUCCUUGCCGACCCUCUCACUGCAUCCAGUCUUUUGGGCACAUACUGGCUCAAGAGUACCGGUGCUCAGGGGAACGUGGUUUGUCGAAAGUGAAACCCGCCCGUGCUCCUGGGAACUGGCGGAGGAGAUAGAGAAAGCUUAUCUCGAAAUACAGCCAUGGCAGCCUUCGUACAAGCAUGAGCUAGCCACUGCCAUGUCGCUUGGCACCGCAGGAGAAGAAAAGCUCAAGUACACUUUGCCGUCAAAAUUUGGACAAGGUUUAGGGAUUAUCUUCGAAGAUGGAGAGAAGGGUCGUUUGAUAACUACCGGUACUCUCACUUACCUCACCCGUGCAUUCUGGGCAUCUCUGCGAGCCAAGCCAUCCGGCACAUACGUCUAUCGUGGUUACGGUCCUGCUGCGAUUGCAUCGGGCAAGAACAAAGGAGAUGCAUCUCCCGGAAGGAGCAGACCUUUAUCUCGUCGGGGUAGUGCCAGCAGUCAGCGCUCCGGCGUUGCCGAUAAAUCGCCUUCAAUGCAUCACCGAGCGUUGUCAAAAGAUAGGAGUUCGAAGGAAGGAAAGAAUGAAAAGAAGCUGGAGACCGUUGUCGGUGCUGCCGUGAAAGGCUUAGGCCUUACAGCUGGAGAGACAUUGAGUGGAGUGAAAAAGGGAUUAGAAGAUCUAAAAGAUGAAGAGAAACGUAAUCGACCAGUCGGAUUCUCUGCCGAUACGAGGAAUGCGAUAGAGGAGGAAAACGCACCUGUAGUGGACUCUGAAGAGGAUGCCUCGCCAUGUACAGAUCUUCUACUCGUGAUUCACGGUAUAGGUCAGCAAUUAGCAACACAAUACGAGGCUUAUAAUUUUGUCUACGCUGGCAACCAGUUGCGACAGGUGUUGAGAAAGCAAUCUGCCAAUCCAGCUCUUGCAUCUAUUAUUCGUGACCGCCGGUGUCAGAUUCUUCCUGUACAAUGGCGUACGUCGAUAGAUCUUAGUGAUGAGAAGACUGAGGAGGACAGGGCUCACGGCAUGGACAAUCAAUUUACUAUUUCCGACAUUACAAUGAACAAAUCGAUACCAUAUGUACGAGAGUUGACUAACGCAGUCCUGCUUGAUAUACCUCUUUACAUGUCGCAUCAUCGCCAGAAAAUGAUUGAAGCGGUAUGCAUGCAAGCGAAUAAACUCUAUCGCUUGUGGGUUGCGCGAAAUCCCGAUUUUGAAAAGCAUGGACGCAUUCAUAUUAUCGGUCAUUCGCUUGGCUCUGCUCUGGCUGCACAAAUCCUUUCUAAUCAACCUACCAAAAUGCCCUCCUUAUCCCAAUUACCUAAGCAAGUCAUAACGCAAACGCGUGAUAGAUUCCUGUUCAACACCAGCAAUUUGUUCUUGUGCGGCAGCCCAUUGGGAAUCUUCCUUCAUCUGGAGCAAGCACAACUUAUGCCCAGAAAGGGUAGGGAAAGGACUAUGCAUUCUCCACAGGACGAAGCACUCGAUCGGGCUGGUAAAUAUGGCUGUUUAGCCAUAGACUCCCUGUACAACAUCUUCUAUUUCACUGAUCCUGUAGCCUAUCAACUCAACGCUGCGGUCGAUGUGAAACUGGCUGCUCGGCGACCGCCUCUUGCUAUUACGUCCGUCACUGCGCCAUUUUAUGCUCCUGUCACCGAUGGCUUCACUACGAUAUCUAGAUAUCUCCCAUCCUAUCUUGGUGGAGGGACGGGCGAGAAGAAACCUGUCCGACCAGGUGUGAUCCGUCUUCCGAGUGGCAUCGAGAUGUCUGGGCCCAGUGGUGAAGAAAGACUAGAGGGCACAAGGGGUGAACGACGAUUUUCGGCACUGAAUUCUCAUGGUAAUGUGGACUUUUAUUUGCCCUCUGCCGGUGUAAGCGAAUACCUGGAUAUGAUAACGGCUCAUCUGUCCUACUGGACUGACGCUUCUUUCGCUGCGUUCCUGCUUGCUGAGAUCUUCUCUACCCGUCUUGACUUGAUGCGUACAGGUAUGGGUUUAGCUGAACAGGUGAUGCCCGAAGGGACCGCUUUGUAG
Kwoniella shivajii is the source of this 2571-nucleotide messenger RNA. RefSeq lists its product as uncharacterized. The transcript has 17 exons. Bases 1 to 2571 code for a protein of 856 amino acids. Gene Ontology annotation, cellular component: cytoplasm. NCBI's taxonomy places the organism in Eukaryota, Fungi, Basidiomycota, Tremellomycetes, Tremellales, Cryptococcaceae. Gene Ontology annotation, molecular function: glycerophospholipase activity; metal ion binding. The record is from RefSeq and is a predicted model, not a curated record.